Molecule: messenger RNA, 7173 nt
Organism: Nyctereutes procyonoides (raccoon dog)
Lineage: Eukaryota; Metazoa; Chordata; Mammalia; Carnivora; Canidae
Gene: RBM41
Product: RNA binding motif protein 41
Exons: 8
Coding region: 44-1597 (517 amino acids)
Biological process (GO): mRNA splicing, via spliceosome
Cellular component (GO): U12-type spliceosomal complex
Molecular function (GO): U12 snRNA binding; pre-mRNA intronic binding
Source: RefSeq, a predicted model, not a curated record
GCAGGCGGCGAAGGGAGCUCUCUUCUACCUUUUAACUUUGAAAAUGACUUUUAUGACUUUGUGUUUGGGCUAUGUCACGUCUCGGAAUGCGUAUUCGUGUGAGCGGGAAGACAAAGGAGGAGGGAGGAGGGGAGACGGGCUAGACAGGCCUACGGGGCGAAGUUCAGGAAGGGCCGCCGCCGCUGGUUCCCAUAGGAAUGCCUUGCCUGCACCGGCAUCUAGGCCACGGCGCCGGCUCCAGGAGCUGCACCGAGGCCUUGGCUUCUUACAGCUUCAGACGGACUCACCCAGGGUAAACAGCUGUGUGAAGAGUGGUGAGCAUGUCCUGGAGGAGUUGGAAACAGAAGGGGAGAGGCAGCUGAAAAGCCUCCUUCAGCAUCAACUUGAUACCUCUGUCUCCAUUGAGGAAUGUGUGUCUAAGAAAGAGAGCUUUGCUCCUGGUACUAUGUACAAGCCCUUUGGGAAGGAAGCAGCUGGGACUAUGACUUUGUCCCAAUUCCAGACACUGCAUCAGAAGGACCAGGAAACUGCUUCUCUUAGGGAACUAGGGCUCAAUGAAACAGAAAUCUUGAUCUGGAAGAGCCACGUUUCAGGUGAAAAGAGGACAAGACUGAGGGCAACCCCAGAAGCAAUACAGAACCGUCUUCAAGAUAUUGAAGAAAGGAUCUCAGAGCGUCAGCGCAUCCUUUGCCUGCCACAGAGAUUUGCCAAGAGCAAGCAGUUGACCCGACGAGAAAUGGAAAUAGAAAAGUCUUUAUUUCAGGGAGCUGAUAGGCACUCCUUCCUCAAGGCUCUUUAUUACCAAGCAUACCACAAAAAGACAAGUGCAGACACGUACAUGACCUCAAUGAAGAGGAAGAUAAAAUUAGGCACAAAAGAUGAACCCCAAAAGAAGAACAAAGGUGAUCCCAUGAACAACCUGGAAAGUUUUUACCAAGAGAUGAUAAUGAAAAAACGUCUUGAAGAGUUCCAACUUAUGAGAGGUGAACCCUUUGCUUCCCACUCACUGGUCUCAGCUACAUCAGUGGGAGAUAGUGACACAGCUGAGAACCCGUCAUUACUCCAGGACAAGGGAAAACAGGCAGCACAGGGUAAAGGUCCCAGUCUCCAUGUGGCAAAAGUUAUUGAUAAUUCACCUGAGCAGUGUUGGACUGGGCCUAAGAAGCUGACGCAGCCAAUAGAAUUUGUCCCAGAAGAUGAGAUCCAGAGAAAUCGUUUGUCAGAGGAAGAGAUCCGAAAAAUUCCUAUGUUUUCUUCAUAUAAUCCAGGGGAGCCAAACAAGGUGUUAUACCUGAAGAACCUUAGCCCUCGGGUGACCGAAAGAGAUCUUGUCUCAUUGUUCGCCCGGUUCCAGGAGAAAAAAGGACCGCCAAUUCAGUUCCGAAUCAUGACUGGACGAAUGAGGGGGCAGGCUUUUAUCACCUUUCCCAAUAAGGAGAUAGCAUGGCAAGCAUUACAUCUAGUAAAUGGAUAUAAACUACGUGGGAAAAUAUUGGUGAUAGAAUUUGGAAAGAACAGAAAGCAACGGUCAGAUCUCCAGGCUACUUCUCUCAUAUCAUCUGCUACAGAUAACACUCCAGAAAUCAGUGGUAGCUAAAAGAUAUAUAGAUGGUGAGUCACAGGAGGUCUUUCUUGGAUCAGAAUCUUGGAUCUAGGAUUUGUGUAUAGAUAACAAUUUGUUUGGAUUUGAAGAAGAGAAACUAACUGGGGGAGAGAAAACUCUAAGAUAAUCCCUCUCAGUUUCAGAAUGAAUUGGUAGAAAACAUUUUUUAUAAUCAAAGACUAUAUAGGACAGACAUAUGCAAAGUAUGAAGUAUAGGGUACAAAGAGUAUCAUUUUCUCAGGAUAAAUUACAAAGGAUUAUUUCUAAGGAUUUUUUAAGUCUUUAUAAUUUAUCUGGGGUCUUAAAUAUUUGUCCCUGAAGAUAACAUUAUUUCCAAGAUUGCCUCCUAUAUGCAGAACUAAAAAACUAAUUAAAUGUUGAAAUAUUUUAUUCACUAGAGCUCAUUUAUCCCUAAUUAUAUCCAUCUAGUAAAUAAAUGACCAAGACCCCAGGCCUAAACAUCAACAAAUGCUGUUGAAUGAGAACUAUCAUCAGUGACAAUAUGUAUUUUCAUAAGUCAGUCCACAUAGUUAAUGAGUGCUUCCCCAUAAAGUUAUCAGUGUCUUCAAAAAGCUAUAUAUUUUUCUAAUGAAAGCAUUUAGGCCAAAAUGUUGAUGUUCUCAUAGUCAUUUAAGAUAUCUUCCAUUGAGUAAUCAUUGAAUUCAAAGCAAUAAACAUUGAAUGAAUAUCUAAUAUAUUAGAUAUAUUAAUUUUAGAAGACGAACAUACUAGCAAACAAUACUAAAGGAGAGUGGGAAGAAAGCAUUCUCUAGAAGAGAGCCACUCAUUCCCAAAUCCAUCAGUUGUUCGUUUGUAGUUGCUGUAGAAUAGAAAGAAAGUAUGAUAUAGAGGAAGUAGUACAAACUUUGGAAUCAGAUCUGUGUGAACUUCACACCACACUUACCACUUUGUGACCUUGGCAAGUCGCUUAAUCUGAGCCUCAGUUUUCUAUAAAAUGAGGAUAACAAUACUACUUACCUCAUUGGGGUGUAAGUAUUAAGUGAGAGGAUAUUAUUUUGGCUGAAGAACAGGAAGAAAAAAAAUGAAGAAAGUUGAACACAGAGUGGGACCAUUAAGCACUCCAACAUACUUGUAAUGAGAAGACCAGAAAAAGAGAAGAGAAAGAAAGAAGCAGAAAAAAUAUUCCAAUAAAUAAUGGAUGUAAAUGUUCUAUAUUUGAUGAGAAACAUUACCUGCACAUUCAAGAAUUUCAACAAACCCCCAGUAGGAUAAAGAAGAAAUCCACAGAUACAUCAUAACAAAAAUGAAAAAUAUAAAACUCAAAGACAAAGGGAAACUCUUGAAAGUGACAGGAGAAAAAAGAAGCAUCACUUACAAGAGAACCCCAAUGAGAUUAACAGCUGACUUCUCAUCAGAAACAACGGAGGUGGCAGUGUAAUAACACAUUCAAAGUGCUCAAAGAAAACAACUGUCAAUAUAGAAUCCUACAUCCAAUAAAGCUGUGUUUUUAAAAAUGAAGAUAAGAUACAAGCUUUCCCACAUAGUCAUAAACUGUUGUUGCUGACAGACCUAAUAGGAAUAUUAAUGUAAAUUCUUCAGUAAGAAAGAAGUGACCUAAAAAAAAAAAGAAUGAAGUGACCUCAGAUAAUAAUUUAAAUCUACACAUAGGGAAACAACACGGGUAAAAGUAAUUACAUAAUUAGAAUAAACUGUCUAAUGCAUUUUUCCUUCUCUUAAUAAUUUAAAAAGCAAUUUUAUAAAGCAAUAUGUACAUAGUUGCAUUGUUGGAUUUAUAAUAUAUAAAAUGCAGUUUGUUUGCUAAUCAUAGGACAUAGGAGAUGGGUGGAAGCAAAGCUGUGUUGGACUAUAGAAAUGACUCCAGAUGGUAACUCAAAUCUAUAGGAACAAGUGAAAGCAAGAAAUGGGAAACAAAAUUAAUAUAUAAAAGUAUCAAAUAUUUAUUUCCUCUUCUUUCUUCUUUGAGCUUCUUUAAAAGGCAUAAAAUUAUAUCAAGUAAUAAUUGUAACAGUGUAUUGUUGGGUUAAUAUGUAGAAGUAAUAUGUAUAAUAAUACUACAAAAAAUGGAGAGAGAAAUAGGUUCAUAUAGGAAUAAAGUGUUCAUAUAAUUGGAAUUUAGUUUAUAUGUCUGAAGCCAAUUCAGUUAAGAUUUGUAUGGUAAACCCUAGAGCAACCACUAUGGAACUAACUGAAAAUAUAUAGUGAAAAUAUUAUUAAAGAAAUUUUUCAUUAGAAAAUAUUCAAUGCAAAAGGAUGAAUAGAGAAAGACAAAAACAAACCCAGAGACAUACAGGAAACAAACACUAAAAUGGCAGUCUUAAGUCCACCUGUAUUAAUAAUAACAAUAAAUAUGAAUGGAUUAAACUGAGAAAAUGGAUCAGACUGGGAAAAACAAACAAGAUUCACCUCUAUGCUAUCUGUUGGUGGAGGCACACUUUAUAUUCAAAGAUACAAACAGUUUGAAGGUAAAAGAAUAGAAAGAAAUAUCAGGCAAAUGGCAACUGUAAGAAAACUGGAGUGGCUAUAUUAAUAUCAGAUAAAAUAGACUUUAAAACAAAAAAUAUCAUUAGACAUAUAAACUGACAUAAUUAUAAAAGAGUCAACCCAUCAGAAAGAGCAAAAUUAUAUAUAUAUACCUAACAACAGAGCACCAAAAUACAUGAAUCAAAAACUGAACUAAACGAAGGGAGAAAUACACAAGUCUACAAUAAGAGUUGGUGUAUUCAGCCCAUUUUCAAUAAUAGAACAAUUAGAUGAUAAACAAGGAAAUAAAAGACUUGAACAGUGCCAUAAUGAACUAGACCUUAAAGUGAUUUAUAAAACACUUAACCCAGGAUCCCUGGGUGGUGCAGCGGUUUAGCGCCUGCCUUUGGCCCAGGGCGCGAUCCUGGAGACCUGGGAUCGAAUCCCACGUGGGGCUCCCGGUGCAUGGAGCCUGCUUCUCCCUCUGCCUGUCUCUGCCUCUCUCUCUCUCUCUCUCUCUCUCUCUCUCUCUCUCUCUCUCUCUCAUAAAUAAUAAAAAUUAAAAAAAAACAACUUAAAGCACUUAACCCAGCACAAACAGAUUCAUACAUUCUUCUCAAGGGCACAUGAAAUAUCUCCAGGUUCAUGUCAUAGAACAUAAAAAAAAAUUUCAGUAAAUUUAAGUGGACUGAAAUCAUGUUUUAUGACUUCAUGGAAUAGAGUUAGAAAUCAAUAACAGGGAUCUCUGGGUGGCGCAGCGGUUUGGCGCCUGCUUUUGGCCCAGGGCGCGAUCUGGAGACCCGGGAUCGAAUCCCACGUCGGGCUUCCGGUGCAUGGAGCCUGCUUCUCCCUCUGCCUGUGUCUCUGCCUCUCUCUCUCUCUCUCUGUGUGACUAUCAUAAAUAAAUAAAAAUUUAAAAAAAGAAAUCAAUAACAGAAAGUUGAGGAACUUAUAAACAUGAAUUAGACACACUAUUACAUGCCCAAUGGGUCAAAUAAAAAAAUCACAAAGGAAAUUAGGAAAUCCCCUGGGAUGAAUGAAAAGACACAACAUACCAAAAUGUUGGAUGCACCAAAAGCAGUGCUUGGAAAGAAAUUUAUAAAUACAAAUGCCUUAUAUUUAACAAGAAAGAUCACAUAUCAAUAUGUCUUAUGCCUAAGACACUGGGAAAAGAAGAGCAAACUAAACUUAGAGCAAGGAGAAGGAAAUAAAUAAAAAAGAUUAGAUAAAUAAAUGACAGAGAAUAUAACAACAAUAGAGAAUGUCAAUGAAGCUAAUAGUUGGUUCUAUAAAAAAUAUCAACAAAAGUGACAAACCUUUUGUUAGAUUGACCAGGAAAAAAAGAAGACUCAAAUUACUGGAAUCAGAAGUGAAGGAGGGAACAUUACUACCACCCUUUUAGAAAUAAAAAAGUAUGAAGGAAAACUAUGCACAUUUAUAUAUCAAUAAGUUAGAUAACUUAGAUGAAAUAGAAAAAUUCCUAGAAACACACAAACUACUGAAACCAAUGGAAAACAGAAUCCAUAAAAGUCUAUAAUAAGCAUAGAGAUCAAUUAAUAAUUUUUCAAAAUGCCCACAAGAAAAAGCUUAGGCUCAAAUGGCUUCUCAGAUAAAUUCUAGCAAACAUUAAAGAAUUAAUACAAAUUCUUUACAUACUCUUCCAAAAAGGAGAAGGAGCACUUCUAAUAAUAUACUACAAACAUGGAAGAACCCUGAAAGCAUGCUAAAUAAAAAAAAGCCAGUUACAAAAGACUAUAUAAUUAUAUGAUUCCAUAUAUAUGAAGUGUCUAGAAUUGCUAAAUAUAUAGAGACAGUGAAUUAGUGGUUGCUCAGGGCUGGGGUAAUAGCAGAAUUGUAUGAGGUUUCUUUAGAGGUUGAUUAAAGUGUUCUAAAAUUGAUUAUGGUGAUAAUUGUAAAACUCUAUGAAUAUACUAUAAAUAAUGAAUUGUGUACCUUAAAUAGGUGAAUUGUAUGUAUAUGAAUUAUAUCUCAAAGUCACCAAAAAAGAAAUUGGAUACAACCCAACUGUCCAUCAAUAGGUAAAUGAAAAAUAAAUUAUGACACAUUCAUUUCAUGGAAUAUUAUACAUCCAUUAAAAUAAUGGGGUAUAUCUAUGAAUACAUUCUGAUCUGUAUGGUAUGCAGAAUUUUGUAUUUAUUUACAAAGUAAGAAAUGAUAUAAUAUGAAUGCAUUUUUAUAAACAAAAACAUUUGUAUAUGUAUGAUACAUGUGUAUAUAGGUAUUUCUGAAUAAAUUUAGGAAAAAGCUGGGAAAUAUAUGUACCAAAUUGUAAACCUUUUAGAAGUGGGAUUACAUAGGCUGAAAGGAGACUUUUGCUUUAUAAAAUUUUUAAAGUCGUGUUAUUUGGGGUGAUUUUUACUUUUUCAGUUUUUUUUUAAUUAAAAAGAAUUUUGAUACUCUACAAAUGACUUGGCUUCCAGAAUAUUUGUCAGGCCUGCUCUGAGGAUAUCAUCUAACUAUACUCAGGACAAACUCCUAUUCCUUUGAUAUACUGCUCACUUAAUAUUAACUCUUCAAUUUUAAGUAUAGUAUAAGGGGAAGAAGUAAGUUAUCCUGGUAUAACCUCUUGCACAUGUUACCCAAGGACAUACUUCUAAGCUGGACUUUUCAGAAGAAACUUACUCCUGUUGAAUGGAAAAUCUCACCUCUUCCCUUUGCUAGACCUGCAGGUCACUAACAAUAGAGGAAAAUAAAAAUGGAGGAUCUCCCUCAACUGGUGCAUAAACUGUGGGAUAGCCAUAUAAUGGAAUCCUACUCAGCAAUAAAAACUAUGAUGAACUGCAAUACAUGCAACAACUUAGAUGAAUCUCAAAUGCAUUUUGCUAAGUAAAAGAAGCCAAACUCAAAAGGCUACUUACUGUUCGAUUCCAUUUAUAUGACAUCAUGGAAAAGGCAAAACUAUAGGAACAGAGAACAAAUCAGUGGAUGUCAGGGGUUAAAAAUGGCAGACUGAUUACAAAAUGGUAGCACAAGGAAUUUGUUUUAAUAAUGGAAAGUUUCUGUCUUGAUUAUAGUUAUUUGACUGUAUGCAUUUGUCAAAACAAAUUAUAUUCAAGAAAGGAUUAAUUUUACUAUAUGUGAAUUUUUAAAUAAAUAUAAUUUUUGAU